AUGCCUCACGCAAUCGCCUUUAUCGGCCCCUCUAGCGGCUGCGGUCUCGCCGCUCUGCAGCACGCCCUCGCUGCCGGCCACACCUGCAUCGCCCUCUGCCGCGUGCCGUCCAAGCUAUCCGCCCACUUUCCCUCUCCUCCCCCCAACCUCACCAUCCUCACCGGCAACGCACAUGACGCUUCCUCUGUAGCCUCAUGUCUCGUCCACCCCUCGGACCCUACCCGCCUAGUCGACGCCAUUCACGUGUCCGUGGGCGCGCAGCUGGACCUCGCGACGCGCACGCUCUCCGACCCGGACGUUUGCAAAAAGGCCGCCGCGUGCGUGCUCGCCGCGCUGACGAGCCUCCGCGAGAGCGGCGGCCGCACGGGACGCCCGCUGUACACGGCGGUGAGCACGACGGGCAUCUCAAAGUUUGGACGCGACGUGCCGCUGGGGAUGCUGCCGCUGUACAAGUGGCUGCUGGGCGCGCCGCACGCGGACAAGGAGGUCAUGGAGGAGAGGAUGGCGGCGAGCGGCGAGCGGGUGGUGCUGGUGAGGCCGAGCUUUUUAAGGGAUGGGGCGAGGCCGGAGACGAGGAUCCGGGUCGGGGUGGAGGAUCUGGUCAAGGGCGUCGAGAAGAAGGAGAUAGGGUACUUUGUGGCGAGGGAGGAUGUUGGGCGCUGGGUGUAUGAGAAUCUGCUGAGGGAGCCGGAUGAGUGUCAGUACGAGGGUAAGGCGGUAUCCAUUUCGUGGUAA
Molecule: messenger RNA, 735 nt
Organism: Beauveria bassiana ARSEF 2860
Lineage: Eukaryota; Fungi; Ascomycota; Sordariomycetes; Hypocreales; Cordycipitaceae
Product: fungal specific transcription factor
Exons: 1
Coding region: 1-735 (244 amino acids)
Source: RefSeq, a predicted model, not a curated record